Messenger RNA from Callithrix jacchus (white-tufted-ear marmoset), 873 nucleotides. The record is from RefSeq and is a predicted model, not a curated record. NCBI's taxonomy places the organism in Eukaryota, Metazoa, Chordata, Mammalia, Primates, Cebidae.
AUGGAUUACUUGGAUGGGAGAAAUGUCAUUCAUGCUGAUCACCUUCGCGCCCCGCCCGUCCUCGCGCCCGGCUCGCCUCGGCCCGCAGAGCUCGUCCCCUCCCCACCUUCCGACGUGUCGGACUGCAAGAACGGCCCCGAGUAUGCUUCGUUGUUCGCCAUCUCGGGCGCCUCGGCCGCCAUGGUCUUCAUAAGCGCCCUGGGCGCUGCCUAUGACACGGCCAAGGGCGGCACCGGCAUCGCGGCCAUGUGCGUCCUGCGGCUGGAGCUGAUCCUGAAGCCCCUCAUUCCAGUGGUCGCGGCUGGCAGCGUCGCCAUCUACGGCCUGGUGGUGACAGUCAUCGCCAACUCCCUGAAUGACGACGCCAGCCUCUACAGGAGCUUCCUCCCGCCGGGCGCCGACCGGAGCCCGGGCUGGAGCAGCGGCUUUGCUAUCCGCAUCGUGGGGGGCACCGCCCGGCAGCCCCGACACUUCGGGGGCGUGAUCCCUAUCCUCAUCUUCGCCGAGGAGCUCGGCCUCUACGACCUCAUCGUCGCCUUCCUCCUCUGCAGAGUAGCCCCUCUCGGAGACCACCCUUCCUAAUUCCAGAAGGAACAGCCUGACACACCCGCGCGGGGCCGCCGCCGCCCGUAGCUGGCCUUGUACAGUCGCAGCGUCCUGGCGCCCAUGUCUGUUGCCCCGGCCGUGUCCCCGCCGCCCCGUGUCGUAGACUUCUGGGCCCACUUGUGGCCCCUCCAGGCCCCGGGCACCUCACCCCCUAGAGUGCUCUGUGUAUGCAGAUGAUUUAGAGUUGUCAUUUCUCUUCACUGGAAGUUUAUUUAUAAAGAUCUGGCCUGUUCCCGCGUCUGCGGAGCGGCCCUUGUCUCCUAGCUA